UAUUUUGAUUCUAUUCCAGCGAAAGAGAGCUAUAAUUUUCUCUGCCACGUCAUUGCAAAACGCUGUGUAAGCUCGAACCUUAUCCACGUCAUUUUAGUCCUCUGUCCUCUAUGCUUAUCGAAGUUGAGAGAGGUGGAGUGGUAAAAUCUGAUCGGCGCCGGAGUCAGAGUCGGAGAUGAAAGUUCUUCACAUCCCAUGCUUAGAUGACAACUAUUCCUAUAUGAUCAUCGAUGAAACUACUAAGGAAGCUGCGGUGGUAGACCCCGUCGAGCCGCAUAAGGUCCUCAGAGUUGCUCAAGAGAACGAAGUUGACCUCAAGUUUGUUCUCACCACUCAUCACCACUGGGAUCAUGCUGGAGGAAAUGAUAAAAUAAAGCAGCUCGUUCCUGGAAUAAAAAUUUAUGGUGGAUCAGUUGAUAAUGUGAGGGGCUGUACAGAUAAAGUAGAAAAUGGUGACAGGGUAUCCCUUGGUGCUGACAUCAGCAUAUUAUCUCUUCACACACCAGCCCACACUAAAGGUCAUAUAAGCUACUAUGUUACUGACAAAGAGGGAGAGGAUCUCGCUGUUUUUACUGGGGAUACAUUGUUUAUAGCUGGUUGCGGUAAGUUUUUUGAAGGCACUGCAGAACAAAUGUAUCAAUCACUGUGUGUGACAUUAGGUUCUUUGCCUAAGCCAACUCGGGUAUAUUGUGGUCAUGAGUACACAGUAAAGAAUUUGCAGUUUGCAUUAACAGUUGAACCAGACAAUGUCAAAAUUGCAGAAAAGUUGGCAUGGGCUGAGCGUCAGAGAAGAGUAGGCCUUCCAACUAUUCCAUCGACUAUUCAGGAAGAAUUUGAGAGUAACCCAUUCAUGCGGGUUGAUCUUCCAGAGGUUCAGGAUAAAGUGGGGUGCAAGUCUCCUGUUGAAGCCAUGCGUGAAAUCAGGCAACGGAAGGAUAAUUGGAAGGGCUGAAUAAUAACGCGAACCCCAGUGCUAAUAUUUCUUAUGGUUAAUGUUUGUGCAUCUAAUAAGGUGGAUAUGUCAAGUGGCAAAAUCAAAUUGAACUUUUUGUUGGAAGUGUGCAUUUUCAUUGUUAGCAUCAUAAUCCUGUCAUUUACUUUGAACAUAUCUGUGUAUGAAAACGUAUCUGGUGCCCCGCCCCAUUGUCAUCAUUCCUAUGAAAUUAACUUAACAAGCAAAACUUAACAAAA
Molecule: messenger RNA, 1191 nt
Organism: Solanum pennellii
Lineage: Eukaryota; Viridiplantae; Streptophyta; Magnoliopsida; Solanales; Solanaceae
Product: hydroxyacylglutathione hydrolase cytoplasmic
Exons: 7
Coding region: 176-952 (258 amino acids)
Molecular function (GO): hydroxyacylglutathione hydrolase activity
Source: RefSeq, a predicted model, not a curated record